AUGGCCUUCUUCUUCAGCCUCCCGGCCGCCUUCUCGCCACCGGCCGCGCUCGGUGGCGCUCGGUGGUCCGCCGCCGGCCCCACCAUGGCCGCUAGCGCUGCGGUCCCCUCCCAGUCCGCCACGACGCCCACCGCGGCGGUCACGACCGGAGAUGCCUCCUACGAUGCCCCGAGGCGGGGUUUCAGCUUCUCGCCGGAGAGCCAGAUCAGUUCGCCAAUCGCGACGCCCGAGAACAAUCAGCACACCCCAGAGUACAACAGCUACUCGGCGCCGCAGCCCUCAUCCCAGUACAAUGGCUACGCCGACCCAGCGGCACACCGAGGCGGCCCGUACUCGCAGUCGCCCUCUCCGGCCCAGCGCGUCUCGGCCCAGCAGCGCGGCGUGCCGCCGACGCGGGGGGCGUACGAUGCCAACAAUUUCAACGGGCACUCCCAGCAGCGCGCCUCGCCCGGCCGCACCCCGGGUCGGCGGGACCACUCAUACGACCCUCUGCCCGACCUGAUGUACGACGGCCGCAACGACCCGUACGGCUCCUCGUUCAACUACGGCCCCGACCGGUGGUGA
Messenger RNA from Emiliania huxleyi CCMP1516, 564 nucleotides. RefSeq lists its product as hypothetical. The transcript has 2 exons. The record is from RefSeq and is a predicted model, not a curated record. Bases 1 to 564 code for a protein of 187 amino acids. NCBI's taxonomy places the organism in Eukaryota, Haptophyta, Isochrysidales, Noelaerhabdaceae.